Heterobasidion irregulare TC 32-1 is the source of this 906-nucleotide messenger RNA. RefSeq lists its product as uncharacterized. Lineage: Eukaryota; Fungi; Basidiomycota; Agaricomycetes; Russulales; Bondarzewiaceae. Bases 1 to 906 code for a protein of 301 amino acids. The record is from RefSeq and is a predicted model, not a curated record. The transcript is spliced from 2 exons.
AUGCCAAGCCCGCUCACUCACUCGGCCCCCUCCAUAGUCCAUAUCGCCCUCGUGCUCAUGCGUGCACGCGCGAUUCCUCAACGCCACGCACCCGUCUUUGCUCGCGACCCAUAUCCGCGCCCGUGCGUCUCCUCAAGCCCACCACCCACCAUCCUAGCAUAUCCUCCGCCUCCUCCACCUUCGUCAACACCUCUGCCUCCGAUGCCUCGUCCACCGUCACCACCAUCACCACCCACAUCACCACCACCACCACCACCUCCUCCUCCACCUCCUCACGCCGCUCCUCCGAGACUGCUCCAAGUCGAUGUCCGCGGCGAGCACCGCUCACAUACGCGCCGCCCUCCUCGACCAGGCCGCCGCUGCCGCAUCCGCAUCCGCAUCCGCAUCCUCGCGCACUGGCCGGCCUUGCCUUCCCCCGGCGUCACGCCCCCCUCCACCCUUGGCUGCUGUAUGAGCGGUAUAGGACGGGGAGCUUCUCGCACGACGUGCGACGCAGAAGAUCGGCAAGGAGGAGACGCGGCGGCUGACGCGCCCCCAUCGUCUACCCUGCACUCCUUUCCCGCGUCGCUGAGGCCUUCCGCGUGCGCGUUCUUGAGCGGCGACAUGCCUUGCCUUUGCGCGCGCGCUCAACGUCACUCACAGUCUCGCCCAGGCCACCUCGGCUCUCCAACCACGCAACCCAGGUGCACAUCUAGCGCGCUCAGAGCCUUCUGCACGCCUCAGUCCCCAUGCGCACCGCACCUGAGAGCAUACCUGUGCGCACGCCCCCCGUCCGCGACGGGCUCCUCCGCGCACAAAAUCGCCGCCCACGCGACCAACGUCGGCGCCAAAAUGCGCGCACCCGCAUUCUCCGCGCUCGCGACGACCCUGCCGGAUCGCAGGGCUCCAUCCUUUCCCUCGAAAUGA